Lineus longissimus is the source of this 5161-nucleotide messenger RNA. Its product is annotated as sodium/hydrogen exchanger 9-like. NCBI's taxonomy places the organism in Eukaryota, Metazoa, Nemertea, Pilidiophora, Heteronemertea, Lineidae. The record is from RefSeq and is a predicted model, not a curated record. Gene Ontology annotation, molecular function: potassium:proton antiporter activity; sodium:proton antiporter activity. Gene Ontology annotation, biological process: proton transmembrane transport; sodium ion import across plasma membrane; potassium ion transmembrane transport. The transcript has 19 exons. The coding region runs from base 25 to 2214 and encodes 729 amino acids. Gene Ontology annotation, cellular component: plasma membrane; recycling endosome.
UCGCUCAUCAAGGGGUGUACCAAGAUGGCGGACACAUUAGGAUUUAUCGAAAUUUUCCAAAUUUUUCUCCUGAUUUGCGGCGUAAAAUCAGCAUUUACGAUGGACGAAGCGCAUGAUGUUGCAGCCGAGCAGGAUGAAAGAGCUCAGACAGACCAUAGAUUGGACAGUCUGAACCUUUUGAUGUUUAUUGCGCUGCUUAUUUUGGUGAUUUUGACGAUCUGGUUGUUCAAGCAUGUCAGGUUCAGGUUUGUCCACGAAACUGGACUUGGAUUAUUUUAUGGUCUUGUGAUCGGCGCCAUCAUCCGUUAUGCAGGCGUCGGCACUCCACGGACAACAGAAGUUGUCACGCUGCCUCCAAACAGCUCAUUUAUUGGCACGCUGCCCCCAGACAGCAUUCGCCUCAAAGUGAUCGCGGAAUAUGCCACAGCCAACACAUCAAAACCUCUCUACUUUGAGUACAGUUACAAAGGAUCGGUGAAGCAAGUUUCUGUCUCCAAUAUUGAGGAGCUGGAUGAAAAGGCGACCUUUGACCCCGAAGUAUUCUUCAAUGUUUUGCUGCCCCCAAUUAUAUUCUACGCUGGCUACAGCAUGAAACGUAGACAUUUCUUCAGAAACAUUGGAGCGAUUGUAACAUUUGCCUUCAUUGGUACAGCCAUCUCCUGUUUUGUCGUUGGAUCGGUGAUCUUCGGUCUAACACGCUUGAUGCCCUAUCUCAGCCUCAGUUUCAAUGACUGUCUCUUCUUUGGUGCUCUCAUCUCAGCCACAGACCCAGUGACGGUGUUGGCUAUAUUCCAUGAUCUGAAUGUUGAUGUUGAUCUGUACGCCUUGGUGUUUGGAGAGAGUGUCCUGAACGACGCUGUGGCCAUCGUCUUAUCGCAGGCCAUUGACAAGUACAGCCAGAUCAACACCCAAAGUGGCUUCGACACAAGGGCAGUCUUCCAAUCUCUUGGGAGCUUUAUUGGUAUCUUCAGUGGCGCGUUUGCUCUCGGUUCAAUGAUGGGCUGUAUUACUGCACUCAUGACGAAAUUUACCAAAAUCCGUGACUACCCAUUGUUGGAGACUGCGCUGUUUUUCCUCAUGUCGUAUAGUACGUUCCAGGCAGCGGAGGCGGCUGAUUUGACGGGUAUAGUUGCCGUGCUGUUUUGUGGUAUCACUCAAGCCCAUUAUACCUAUAACAACCUGUCGACGGAGUCAAAACUCAGAAGUAAACAGCUUUUUGAAGUCCUCAAUUUCUGUGCGGAGAACUUUGUGUUCGUUUAUAUAGGAGUUGCGACGUUUACGUUCCGGAAGCAUGUCUGGGAUGCUGGGUUCAUAUUCAUCGCAUUUCUAGCUGUUCUCAUUGCUCGAGCCUGUAAUAUCUAUCCCUUAUCAUUCCUACUCAACCUGGGACGAAGCAACAAAAUCAAAAUCAAUUUCCAGCAUAUGAUGAUGUUCUCAGGCCUAAGAGGAGCCAUCGCCUUUGCUCUCGUUGUACGAAAUACUGCUAGCGAGCAGCGGAGACUCAUGUUAUCCACAACGCUUGUGAUCAUUAUAGCAACUGUUAUAUUAUGUGGCGGCCUCUCCACGACCAUGCUACAAUGGCUCAAAAUUAGAGUGGGUGUAGAGGAUGAAACCGAAAACCAAAAUUUUGAAGCUGUGAGAACAGCUAUGACACGCCAGAAAAAGUACAGCACAAUGGCGGAGACUCAGAAUGAGGCUGGGAGUAGCACGAACGUGGAUGCUAGUAAUCCCAACCAGAUGCAAAUGCACCUGCUGGUAGGUCAUCACAUGGAGCGUGACCAUGAGUUGCUGGUCGUCAGUGCUCAGCAUAGUCCAACCACGGAGCAGAGAUCUGAUGUGACGGCAGUGGCGUAUGAACGGGCAUGGCUCGUCGGCAAGUGGUAUUCCUUCGAUAGCAAAUUCAUGAAGCCAUUUUUAACGCACAGCCGGCCGUUACUAGAGGAAACGUUACCUAACUGUUGUGCUCCUUUAGCUAGAAUACUCACUACUGAACAACAGUUAUCACAGGAUGAACAUCAACGUUCAGAAGACUCUGACACUGAUCUUAUCAUAGACGAUAAUGAAUUGACGUACGGUGACCAACAAGUCAACAAUACUUCUGCUGAUGGUGCCAAUAGAAAAGUCAUCGCUGAACAGCCCGCCCUUGAUCUACCCAAUGCAAGUAAUCUGGGCGCUUUCCCUAAGUUUGUUACAUCUCCUGAAAUGACUUACUAACCCGGUCAGAGACACCUCUGGUAUCACAUAUUCUGUCAUCGUCAAGUUAGGCUUUUGCUUCACUUUCAUACUUCACACUUCGGCGAUUUAUAUCAAAGAAGACGGUGUAUGUGGGAGCUCUCUUUGGUGUUGGUGGUUUGGCUGGAUUUUGCACCUGGUUUCGGUAGUUUGGUGGCUUGACGUUAGAGUAGGAAUGGCUUUGUAGGUUUGAUGGUAGGAAUGGUAGGGUUUCUUGUCAGAUUGUAUGACGUCCUCUCUCUUGCCUGGUGAAUGUUUUGGAAGUUUUUCGAUAUCUCUCCAUCUACUAUCUUUACCGGGUGUUUGCAAAUAGAAUGCAGCUAUCCACUGUCAUUUUGUGACUUGGCACUUUUCACUUCUCAUUGCACGUUCUCUGCCUAUAGUAGCUGGAAACCAUAACAUCCUGGUCAUUUCUAUAACCUUGUUAACUGCCAGUACCGGGCACGACUGUCAACCAGUGUUCUCUAGAAUAUUAGGUCUCCAACAUUUUCCAGUCAGUGACACUGAGAAAUAAUGCAGGCUGUAUACAUGUACUUCAUAUUUUGAGGUUAUAAACGAGGUCUGAAAUAAUCUUCCCUGGGAACUUUUGACAUGGCAGGCACCACUGUACGAUGUCCUUUAGGUAUGUGCCAAUAAGAAGACCCUACUACUUCCACAAUAUGACAUAUUCUAAUCGCUGGUGUCUUUUCAGAGUGUGACAGAAGACGAUGGCGACUUGAGUCAGGGAAAUCAAAAUACAUGUACGAGUAUCCCCACGAGGAUCCGCCUUGACGGACCAAAAGGUGAAGCUGUGUGAAAGUGGACCACGUCGACAAGUGGAAUCAUACGCCAAGUGUAAACUGCUUUCAGAGGAAUGUUGUCUGGACUUUAGCUUCCUUUGAGUUAGAGAAUGAAAGACCGUGGCCACUGCAGAUACGUGUCGCCGCUGUUUACAUGGAAAUCCGUUGAAACAUGCUCAUUUGGUGGUCCUAUAUUGAUUACGGACGAGAACACCAGUGUUUUUGUAUUAACUUGUGCAUUAACACCAGUGAGUGUCAGUGUUUGGGAGAUUGUUUUGAGAACACCAUGUGGAUUGAUUAGCUGACCAUAACCUCCGAACCUCAGCCAGUGAGAGAAGUGAAAGCUUGACAGUUUACCUGCUGUAAGUAUUUGAACCUUUCCGACAGAUCCAUGUUAGAAAUUAAACGCUCCCAUGCAAGAUUCCUUCGAUCGGUAGAAUGAACUGAAGGGAUUUGGGGAUCCACCAACUCGGGGAUAGAAAUAUUUUACAAACUGGUACUACUUACUAUACUAUAAUUAAGUCUUGCCCUAUGAUGAAAAUGAGCAAAUUCGCAGACUUUUGGCAUUGCAAAUAUUUCACGGUUCACAUAUACAUGUAGUGCCCUUUGCCAUACUUUGCUGCAGCAGUGUCCAUUUCCUUUGUGCAAUAUAAGUGUAAGGUAAUGUCCAAUGGAUUGCUAUAAUUGUAUUAAAUCGUGGUCAAAAACAAUGUAAAUAUAUGAUGUUGAUAGGGAAAUAGCUUUUGCUAUGUGUGCCACGCUGUCUGGUCCAUAUCAAGCCAAGUUUGUUUGGUUUGCAUUCCAGAGUUUCUUGUUCAUGAUUUUGUGUGGUUCCGAUUGAAUCUGUGGGAACCUGUCUGUUUCAAAAUGUAUUAUAUUUGCCGAUCUAAAAAAUAUGGAUGAACAUUUCAAUUAUGGAAAACUAGCACAAGUUCUGUUUUGCAUUGCACCAUAACUUAUUUUGUGUACCAUUCUAAGAGAUGUAAGUAACAUUGUACAUGUUGUAAUUACAUGUAGUUAGAUAGGAACACAGAGUGAUCAUUUUUACUCACCCUCAUUGCAAGUUUUCUUUGUGUCAUCAUGAAAGUUGAUAUGCAUUGUGUAUCAGUGUUUGAAGACAUAGUCAAGUUGGCCAUUGGGUGAUAUGAAUAAAGACUAGCAAAUGCUUUUACUAUAAUGUUGUACAUAAAGGCCAAGUGUAAAUGUACAUGGACUUUUCGCUAAAAGCAAUUGCUAGUCUUUAUUCAUAUCACCGAAUGUGGCUGGAACCAAGUUAUGUACGGACCGCUAACUGUUUUAGCACAUGUCCAAUUUUUCACUCCCUUAUUGGGCCAAGAGUCAGCAUGUGAUAAACUACUUUACUAUAGAAUUAUCAUAGAAAUGAUAGCUUUGAUCCCAAUGGCGCUGAGCCUACCUCAUCUGGCAUAAUUUUUUAACACGCAUCGUUUUCUAGUCGUAAGUCCCAUGUUGAUAAGUGAGCUCUAUUUACAGUUCUACUUCAGCUGGGUUUGUUGAUUUAAAUUUUUGAAGAAAGUUAGAGUACAUGAAGAUGAAAUACAGAUUGCUUGUUGGAGCAAGUAGUGACUUUGAAUAAUGGCAAUGAAAAUUGUUUAGUUUUAUGUAUUGUAUGUGUACCAUAUGAACACUAAAUGGUGUUCUUUCUUGUGGUGUUUUUUGAGAAAUAAUUUAUUUCUCACGUUUGCCACGUGUUUGACUGAAAUGUGACUGUGACGUGCUAACGCAUGGAUGGAGCUUCUUAUUUCACUACUGUUAAAGAUUGGGAACUGUCCUGUAAAUGUUUGGUCUCCCCAUUGUUUCGACGACCUCAUGGACUGCAGUGGAACCUCUCGACACACUUGGGGCAGAGAAAUUCUGUCCUUAUCAGAAAUUAGAGAAGUGUCUUGUUCAGAGGAGUUGAAAAAAAUUUAAAUCGAAACAAGUUUUAUACUAAUCUUGUAUCUGUACAAGGAAUCCAAACUCUGCCAGUUUCUUACCUUGAACAUUUUGAAAUCUGAAAUUAGCUGCCUUUUCCAGAUUAUUCCUGGCCGAGGUUGUUUUGUAUUAUUGGUUGCAAGAUGUAACUAUUUAUUCUCGCCAUGUUCACAUAAAUGUUCAAAACAAUGAUUAAUAUAAAUAAUAGUAAGAUUUUA